UCAGUUGAAUUAAAUGUAAACAAAUCGAUGUUUUGGUUCCGUUCUCACCGAAAAAGAAGGCAUUUUUCUGAAUAAUAAUUGUUUCAAUAGUUUGCCGGAAAAUGUCCGAUCCGUUCAACGAGCCGAUGCUGGCCACCGGUGGGUACGACCACACGAUCAAGCUGUGGCAGCCGUACUCGGGCUUUUGCUACCGCACACUUCAGCACACCGAUUCCCAAGUAAACGCACUGGACAUCAUCCCGAACGGGACGAUUCUGGCGGCGGGCGGCUACCAGCACAUCCGGCUGUACGACAUGAACUUUAGCUAUCCGGUGGUCAACUUUGAGUGCGUCAUGAAGAACGUUACGCGGGUUGGGUUCCAGGAGGACGGCAAGUGGAUGUACACGGGCGGGGAGGACUGCAAGGUGCGCAUUUGGGACAUGAGCUCGCAGAGCCCGGCCUGCAAGCGGAUGUUUGACUGUUUGACGCCGGUGAACGCGGUUUGUCUGCACCCGAACCAGGUCGAGCUGGCGAUCGGGAGUCAGGGCGGGAGCGUUUAUUUGUGGGACGUCAAGUCGGACGUGCACGAGCAGCUGAUUCCGGAGGUGGAGGCCUCGAUCCAGGACAUUGCGAUCAGUCCGAACGGGGCGUUUAUGGCGGCGGUUAACAAUAAGGGCAAUUGUUACAUUUGGAGUUUGAGGAACAGUUCGAACAGUGAGACGCAGCUGACGCAGACGGAUCCGAAGCUGCGGAUUGAGGCGCACUCGCGGUACGCGUUGAGGUGCAAGUUUAGUCCGGAUUCGAGCCUGCUGGUGACCUGUUCGGGGGAUGGGACGGCCAAGAUCUACAAGACGGACACGUUUCAGCUGCACGCCGAGCUGAAGAUUGAAAAGUACUGGAUGUGGGACGCCGUGUUCAGCAACGAUUCCAAGUAUCUGUUCACGGCGUCGUCGGAUGGGCACGCCCGGCUGUGGAAGAUUGAGACGAAGUCGAUUGAGCGAGAGUACCACGCGCACCUGAAGGCGAUCACGGCGUUGGCGUUUCGCGAUGUUUCGCCGAAAACGUAAUUAUUUAAAGGAAUAAAAAUUGUGCUUGAAAAAAA
Messenger RNA from Culex quinquefasciatus (southern house mosquito), 1081 nucleotides. It is a transcript of the gene Lst8, whose product is annotated as protein LST8 homolog. Gene Ontology annotation, cellular component: TORC1 complex; TORC2 complex. The coding region runs from base 102 to 1046 and encodes 314 amino acids. The transcript is spliced from 2 exons. NCBI's taxonomy places the organism in Eukaryota, Metazoa, Arthropoda, Insecta, Diptera, Culicidae. Gene Ontology annotation, biological process: regulation of actin cytoskeleton organization; TOR signaling. The record is from RefSeq and is a predicted model, not a curated record. Gene Ontology annotation, molecular function: protein binding.